Messenger RNA from Psylliodes chrysocephalus, 396 nucleotides. NCBI's taxonomy places the organism in Eukaryota, Metazoa, Arthropoda, Insecta, Coleoptera, Chrysomelidae. The record is from the annotation of a GenBank genome assembly.
AUGUGGAGUGUCGUAAAAAUUAUACUAGGAAGUGUUUUAUUGCAGCUAUUAAAGACAACAUGUGCACAUGAAUUGAAUGAAGAGCAAGAAAAUCCUUGGAUUCUCGCUUUAAAAGUAAGUACACUUACAUUUAAAGAUUCGAUUCUGGAAACAGCUCGGACUCGUUCUGAUGCUAUGGCAAAAGCUGUUCUUGCUCGAUUCGAAAACGAUUUAGUUGCUGCUGAGGCUAAGUAUCAUCAUGAUUGCUUUAAUUCCUUUUUGAAACCGGCCACUGGGGUUAAAGUCGGUCGUCCUCAAGAUGAAACUACGAAUCUGGCAAUGGAGGAAUUAUUCACUUACAUCGAAAAUAGCGAUGAACGAAUUAAUAAAUGUUUGCAAAACUACAACUAUAUUUAA